This is a messenger RNA of Angiostrongylus costaricensis, 579 nucleotides long. Lineage: Eukaryota; Metazoa; Nematoda; Chromadorea; Rhabditida; Metastrongylidae. The record is from the annotation of a GenBank genome assembly.
AUGGUUGUUGCUGUAGCACCAUCAACGUCCAUCAACACCGAAAAAGUAUGGAAGAUGCAAAAAUAUCAGCAAAGAUUGGCUGAGCAUGAGACAACAAAGAAACGAUUUCGAAUUCUCUUUUUUGGUGUCAACGAUCAAGAGGAAGACGAAGAGGAUGGAAAAAAAGAGUCGAACGAGAAAGACAACAAAUGUAUUAACGAAGGUGAUCCCACAAAUGACAAGGACAAAGCUGCGAAACAAUUGGUUGUGGUAAUGUAUCGUGAUAGGAAGGAUAACUCAGUCAGCGGAGAGGAAGACGAUGAGGAAACUACUUACCAGCCAGUAGCAGAACCAGCAACGAAAUCGAAUGCUGCUCAACGAAAGGCGGGCGCGAUCCGACCACAAACAAAUGUUGCGCAGAAGAGGCAGUCAGGGGAAGUGACGUCGAAGAUGCAAGCAGGAAAAGCCAUCCCAUCAUCAAAAGUUCCAACGGCACAACAACAAAAGAACAUCGCGCAAUUAGAUGACAGUCUCAUUGGUACGAAAACUUGCCGGGAGAACAAGAAUUUCGAGCAGCGACCACAGGUGGCUGGUAAAUAA